Molecule: messenger RNA, 867 nt
Organism: Drosophila virilis
Lineage: Eukaryota; Metazoa; Arthropoda; Insecta; Diptera; Drosophilidae
Gene: VhaPPA1-2
Product: Vacuolar H[+] ATPase PPA1 subunit 2
Biological process (GO): proton transmembrane transport
Cellular component (GO): proton-transporting V-type ATPase, V0 domain; membrane
Molecular function (GO): proton-transporting ATPase activity, rotational mechanism
Source: RefSeq, a predicted model, not a curated record
CUGUAUUCUCGAAUGAGUCGUUAAGUUGAACGUAACGACGCUUAGCGAGUUAGCAGCACCGCAAUGAAUUUGUGACGUCACACUGUCGGUCAAAUUUAACGAAUUAUUUUGAAUACAAUUCUGACAGUUGAGAAAUAAGCACGAAAAAAACAUUAAUUCUUUGAGAUUAAAACGUGAAAUAGCAAAAAUGCGCUUAUGCACAAUUUUUAUUAUAUUCUUCGGCAUAUUUGUUUUCGUCUGCAUUGCCUUCAUCUUUGGAAACCUCAUGACCGGCCUAGGCGAACGGGCUGGUCUAAGCUGGUUCCUGCACACAACCAAUCCGCACAUGUGGGCUGGCCUCGGCGUUGGACUCUGCGUUUCGCUAUCCGUGGUCGGUGCUGCCAUGGGCAUAUAUAUAACCGGCACCAGCGUGGUCGGAGGAGGCGUCCGCUCGCCCCGUAUCCGUACCAAGAAUCUCAUCUCGGUAAUAUUCUGCGAAGCGGUGGCCAUUUACGGUCUGAUCAGCUCCAUUGUGUUCUCGGGCAAUCUGCAGACCUAUGUUAUGCAUCAUGUGAUCAACAACCGAAAGAGUAUGGCCAAAAAUAUGUUCACGGGAUUUGCAACAUUUGGCGCCGGACUGGCAGUCGGUUUGGUCAAUCUCAGCUGUGGCAUUUGCGUUGGGAUUGUGGGCUCGGGCGCAGCUCUCUCGGAUGCCGCCAAUUCGGCAUUGUUUGUCAAGAUACUGAUUGUUGAAAUCUUUGGUUCCGCAAUUGGACUAUUUGGCUUAAUUGUUGGCAUAUACAUGACCUCCAAUGCAGAAAUGAUCAAAUGAACAAUUGAUGUGUUAACUAAUUUUAUUAAAAACUAGAACUAGCACAGAAACCUUUA